UAUUAUUAUUAUUAUUACUCCGGGGGAAAUAUUUUGUUCCAAGAGGCGAACAUAACCUUAAAAUCUCAUCGAAAAAUAAACACGUCUGAAGUUAACCGCGCUCACGACAAUUAAUUUCUGCCAUGUAGUUUCUAUCCUUUCUAUGUAGUUUUGUAGUUUGUGUUUAUUUGUUUGUUAUACUUUUGUUAUUUUUUAUUUAUUUAUUAUUUUGUGUUUUAUUUGUUUUGUUUAUAUAGCUAAAUUAAAAAAUACGCUUAACAAAUGGAAGUGAAUAGUGCAAAUUUAAUGACGGAAUUUAAACAUAAUGAAUCCCUUGAUUUUACUGUUUUGAGUAAAUUGAAAAAUAUCAAGACAAAUAUGGAAACACUGAAUAAACUAAAAAAUCAUUUUCGCCAUAAAAUUAAUUCAAAAAGAGCCUAUGAACGAAUUCAUAGAUUCGACGAACUUUACAAAGUUUUAAAGAAAAGGAAUAUUAUUUCUCAUGGUAAAAUAAAAGUUUUCCUCGACGCUAUUAAUAAUUAUGAUGGAUCGUCACAAUCACAAUCACGGAUUUUUAAUUUAGAACAAGAAUUCUUGAAUUUGGUUGUUUCUAAUGUACCCACUGAUGCCGCUUCAGGAUUAUCCCUAAAAUAUGAGAGUUUAGAAAAUAAUUCACAAAAUUGUAGAAAGAAUUCUCAGUCAUGUUCGAAUUGUGAGAAUAGAAAUUUAGACGAUUUAAAGAAACAAGUAAUGAUGAGAAUCAGCGAACGAAUAGGAAAUAAGUGGAGAAAUUUGGCCAGGUACUUAGACAUUACAGAAUCAGUAAUCGACGGAAUUGAAUUUAGAUAUUCGGAUUCAAACGAAAAGGCUUACCAGAUUCUAAGAAUAUCUCAAGGACAAAAUGCCUUCGAAAAAUGGUUAAAAAAAUUGAAGACUGCACUAAUUGAAGUCAGAAGAAGAGAUCUCGCUGAUUGGAUAAAUGAUGAAAUUGAGAAAAAUUAAUUUAAUUCCAACUCGUGAUAGAAAAACAAAUUUGUACCUAAAUUUUUAUAAUGUAAUUAUUUUUUUUUAUUAUUAUAUAAACGUUAAUAUAUGAACA
This is a messenger RNA of Leptopilina heterotoma, 1078 nucleotides long. RefSeq lists its product as uncharacterized. Gene Ontology annotation, molecular function: protein binding. The transcript has 4 exons. Lineage: Eukaryota; Metazoa; Arthropoda; Insecta; Hymenoptera; Figitidae. The coding region runs from base 262 to 981 and encodes 239 amino acids. The record is from RefSeq and is a predicted model, not a curated record. Gene Ontology annotation, biological process: signal transduction.